Prorocentrum cordatum is the source of this 342-nucleotide messenger RNA. Lineage: Eukaryota; Dinophyceae; Prorocentrales; Prorocentraceae. The record is from the annotation of a GenBank genome assembly.
AUGGACUCGAGGAAGAGGCGUGGGGUGUGCGAGCAGGACAGGCACCAGAAGCGGGCGCAGCCACUGUCCGACAAGGUGCGAGGCUUUGUUGCGGCGGGAGGGUGCGGCCAGUGCGCGCGCGCGCAAAAAACUGGACGCAGUCAAGGGCCUCAGCUGCAACGCUGGCAUCAGCGCGUGCGAGAAGGGCGAGCAGUGGCAUCGAGCGCUGGCGCGCUGCUGAGCGAGACGUGGGAGGCGAAGCUGGAGCCCACCGUCAUCUGCUGCAACGCUGGGAUCAGCGCGUGUGAGGAGGGCGAGCAGUGGCAGCGGGCCAGCGCUGCUCAGCAAGAUGUGGGAGGCUAG